GGGGUGGGGGCGAGGGCGGGGCGGAACGAGAAAGAGGCAAAGUCAAGAAUCAAAGGAAGAGGGGAAAGUGGGGUCAGGCGCCAAGAAGCUGGAAAUGAAACAGUAACAUUGGUGGAAUUACGAGGAAGGCGUGGCAGAAUCACGCUGGCUUGAUUCAUCAGCUGAUAUUAUACGAAACAGCUGGAAAAAGAUGGAAAUAGAGUGGUUACCAGUGACUCAGAAACUGAGCUUCCGAAAAUUUAUUGAACAAUCUGACUUACUAGAAGAACUUAAAUAUGACUUCAAUGAAAAAGCUGAAUUGAGACACACUGAGACACAUGGGCCUUUUGCCUUUAACUAUUAUAAGAAUGUCCUGGAGAGGAAUAGCAAGCGAUACUGGGCCCUUGGCCAUUUGCUUGAACAAUACAUUUAUGAACUUUUGGAGAAAGUGUGCAAAUUACAAAAAGUAUAUAUCCCAUCAGAGGCUGAUAAGGAACCAAGAAGCUUCUUUUUCAUGAGUGAGAGUGCGUUAUCAAAUCAUCAUUCUGCUCUUCUUGUCCUCCUUCAAGACCACGGGGUCUUUAGAGCUGGUCAGUGGAGUCAGCAGGCAAUAAUACAUCAUGGUCUCCAACAUGGAAGUCAGAUACCAUGUAUUCAAAUGGCAUUGCAGGCACAUUAUGAUGUAAUUGUGCUAAACCCCAAUGACAAUUUUGUGGACCAGCAGACAGGAAAAGAGUGGAAAGGCCUUUUAACACAAAAUGUUGAGUUCUCUUCCAGAAAAAUGUUUCAGACAGAGAGCUUUUUCUCUCUCCAGGAGUCUCUCCAAUGUAUUCCAAAAAGAUGCAGCAACACCCCUGAAGAACACAUGGCUUAUAUUUGGGAUUACUUCAUUUCAAAGACUGAAGGCAAGGAUGUUGCCUUCAUUGUACAUGGUUAUGGAGGCUUGGUUUUUAUGGACUUGCUUGUUCGUAAAAAGUGGGAUGUGAUGAGCAAAGUAUACGCUGUUGCACUUAUUGACUCUGAACAUCAUGUAGGACACCAGUUGGGAAGCGAUGUCCAGUUAUUAGAAUGGAUAAAGCAGCACUGCCGUGAAUGGGUGACAAGUCCGAAGCCUUUGGAUAAACCUGCAACAACCGUUUUGAAAAAGGAGUUUCCUACAGUUUCUGCUGGUACAGAAAAACACAACUUAGCCCCUUCCUCUAGCCUUCAGUCAAUUUUUAAAUACUUUAGAAAAGCUUUGAAAGCCAAAGCAGCUAAUUUCUCUCGAGUGUCCAUAGUGACUAGAAGCUCCACAAAAAGAAAGCAAAGUGCUUAAAUUACUUUUUUUGUUAUCUAAGAUUGUUUUGUCCCACUGAAACUUUGCUAAUGUAGAUGCCAGAAGAGAAGAACACUUCCAACUCACAUGCAGUAUUAUGUUCUGACUUCAAGUCUGAUUUGUUGAGUUUGUUAAAACAAGUAAAUGUUUUGCAAAUAUGUUCUGUAGCCUACUGAUGAACCAGGAAGUCAGUACCAUCAUUAACAUUUUACAAUUAGUCAAAGUAGUCUUGUUAGAGGAUCUUCUUAGGAAAAGAUUUCAUAUGGUUUAAUGAUGCCAAAACUGUAAUUGAUAGAAAUUAAAUAUUAAGUCAAUCUUUGACUUCUGUAUUAGUGCUAUAUUAAAAUUAUAAAUGCAAAUAAAAUAAGUAUCAUAAGGAAACUCCA
Molecule: messenger RNA, 1680 nt
Organism: Capra hircus (goat)
Lineage: Eukaryota; Metazoa; Chordata; Mammalia; Artiodactyla; Bovidae
Product: putative protein FAM172B
Exons: 3
Coding region: 191-1294 (367 amino acids)
Biological process (GO): regulatory ncRNA-mediated heterochromatin formation
Cellular component (GO): nucleus
Molecular function (GO): siRNA binding
Source: RefSeq, a predicted model, not a curated record